Messenger RNA from Petromyzon marinus (sea lamprey), 2371 nucleotides. RefSeq names its product ARF GTPase 4 (gene ARF4). Gene Ontology annotation, molecular function: GTP binding; GTPase activity. NCBI's taxonomy places the organism in Eukaryota, Metazoa, Chordata, Hyperoartia, Petromyzontiformes, Petromyzontidae. The record is from RefSeq and is a predicted model, not a curated record.
CACCCCUCCAUCCCAGUGCCCACGUCCCCCCGCCCCUCGCCACCACACGAGUGAGGAUUUGCGUCAGAUCCCGACACUUUUUGAUCAAAUUUGUGUUUUUUUUACGAUUAAGAUAAAACCCCAAACUAAAAAAAAUUAUCGACCACCCUAUUAAUAAAAAGGCGCGCGCUGACAGGUGACGCCAUGGGGCUGACGAUUUCCUCGCUGUUCACGAGGCUGCUCGGCAAGAAGCAGAUGCGGAUCCUGAUGGUUGGCCUUGACGCUGCCGGAAAGACGACGAUCCUGUACAAGCUGAAGCUGGGAGAGAUCGUGACCACCAUCCCCACCAUCGGCUUCAACGUGGAGACGGUGGAGUACAAGAACAUCUGCUUCACGGUGUGGGACGUCGGAGGGCAGGACAAGAUCCGACCCCUGUGGAGGCACUACUUCCAGAACACGCAGGGCCUGAUAUUCGUUGUUGACAGCAACGAUCGCGAGAGGACGCAGGAGGCCGCCGAGGAGCUGCAGAAAAUGCUGCAAGAGGAUGAGCUGAGGAGCGCGGUGCUGCUGGUGUUUGCGAACAAGCAGGAUCUCCCCAAUGCCAUGACCAUCAGCGACCUCACCGAGAAGCUGGGCCUGCAGGGACUGCGCAACCGCACUUGGUACGUGCAGGCGACGUGCGCCACGCAGGGAAGCGGCCUCUACGAAGGACUCGACUGGCUCUCCAACGAGCUCUCCAAGCAUUAGCACCGCCGCACGGCACCACAAGCCAGCACGUCUCACGGCGCAUCCCCUCGACUUGCUUGCUCUCUCUCUUUCUCUCAUCUUAAUUUAAGAGGCAAAUAAAUGUACGUACUCCCAUCCCCCCCCCCCCCCCGAGACCGCCCCACAAUCGGGACGCGGUCACCGUCGGAUUUAGUUGCGCGAGAUUUUUCCUGUCGUGGUCGUUGGGCGGGCAGGCCUGUUGGUGGGAGCAGAGGGGGCGGGGGGCCCGGUGAGCGAUGGGUGGCGCUUGCGUUGGCGUCGAGUGCGAGCGCAGGGCGUGUGCUCUCUGUGCUAUUGCACUGGACGUAAGUACAGGUUGCGAUGGACAUUUUCCUUUCGUAUUGCGCUAUCGGUGGGUGUAACGUGCUCAAAGAAUUCAAGAGCAGCGCAUCCCCCACCCGUGUGUUAAGAGAGAACGGAGCGGAUACCCUCGAGCUCCAUCGGAGAGAUGUCUUCAGGUCCGACCUCUGGUCCCACAGUAGAGGGCAGCAACGGGAGCUGCGUGUACGUUACGACCAACACGUGCAGUCCUCCCAACGUUCACGACGGAAUACACGCGCAUUGGAGGUUCUGCCGAUUGAACGGACUGGGAUGGGAAAACUCCCGGUCGCGGCUCGAAGGGGGGGGGGGGUGAGGGGGGGUAACGUGGCGCCACUCCUCGAGCGCGCUGCUCCCUCGGAGAUUUCUCGAGCCCCGACUUGGCGGGGCGGCCGACGAGCCCCCGCACGAUCCUCGGAGGUGCCACUUCGCCAUUUUCAGAAAGGACGGAAACCUUGCAUUGCUUUCGCCCGCAGAGGACCGUUAUCGUAUUUAUACAAUGUGUCCCGCCAGCACCAGCACCAGCCCACCCUUUGCGGCACAAAACUGGAGUUCUAAACAUCGUCGGGGGGGGGGGAAGGCGGUGCCGGAUUCAUGGUCUAUAAACUGCUGCCUUCAGAUCGGUAGCGACCGAUGGUUGGCGCCGUCUCUGUGCCCGCUGUGGGUCGCGUGGCGCAGCCAGAGGUGAACGUGGUGGGGGGUCUGCUCGUUCCGUUGUCUGUGAAUUACUGCAUUCUCUGGAUUAUGAGGGCACGCUCGUUUUUGCCGUUUUAAAGCAAGAGCUGGGAAUGGUGCUGCUGCUGCUGCGUUGUAUUAUCUGGUGGCAGCGCGAGUGUUGCCGAUUGCGUGUGUGUGUGUGAGACCAGAUUUGUAAAACUUCAUUGACACCGGGCACAGGUUUGGUAGGGUGUUACUUCCCAGAGCGUCUUGUAAUCCAGAGAAUACGGUAGCGUUGCCAUCCCCCCCCCCCCCUCCCGUUUCCCACAUGCAGAGUAGAUAGCUCGUUACCCUGGAGGAAGCGAUGUACCCACACGGACCGCCGACCCCCCCCCCCCCGCUGCUGGGUGACGAGGGCCUCUUCCACUGGGGGUCGUUUGACCAAUCUUCAACCGUGCUGGUCGGUGCGAGUUGGUGUAGAGGAACCGAUAUUGGUUACCCCCCCCCCCCUUUACAAGCAUUUGUAUUCUUCCUCCCCGCCCCACCCCCUCUUUCUCAACGUCCUUUUCGGUUCUUUGUGAUGAAGUAAUCUCUCUUUGCAUGUAAGUUUAACCUCCAUGCAGUUUCAAAUAAAACAUUAAUUUCAAGACGA